Messenger RNA from Racocetra fulgida, 363 nucleotides. Lineage: Eukaryota; Fungi; Glomeromycota; Glomeromycetes; Diversisporales; Gigasporaceae. The record is from the annotation of a GenBank genome assembly.
AUGGAAGAAGAGUUUGAAGAAAUUAAUCAGUUCAACAAAAUAAGUGAAGAAAUUGAUAAAAAUGAUCGAAUAGCCGUAAAUAACUUAAUUGAUAAACUUAGAAGCUGUUGUUCAUGUAAAAACAGUUGUAUUGAAAAGGUUGUACCAAGCCUUUUACAAUCCUUGGUAUUAGAAAUCGAAUAUCGUUUUCAAAUUAAAGGUCAUACUAGAAAUUCAGUCGAUCAUAGAUUUGGCCUUACAAAACAGAAGUAUGCUAGAUCAGAAGUUUGGUGUAUGAACCAAUUAGCAGAAGUAAUAGAAAAAAGUGCAAGUAACAAUAUGCCUGUAAAUUUGGAGAAUCAAAUAGGACUAUUCCGUGACUAG